GAAGGUUUCAAACUUGGCGCCUAUUGGAAUCGAGUUAACUUGGCCUAUAUCAGAUUGUUUACAAAUGGCCGGAGUGUAACCAGGGCUGUUUAAAUAAAAUCAAAAAAGAUGUCGUACGAAAUGGCUUAUACGCUGGUCCGAAAACCAGAGUCACGCUUCCGGUCCUUCGAUUUCAAGCAGGACCGCAUGUCAAUCAUCACCGCCCUGAAUCGGAUAGCUUCGGUUGCCAUGGAGAGAAUCAUGCUUAUGUUGAACAAUACAGAGCUGUGUACCAUCCGCCGCCUUUCCAACAUCCGGGAAGCUCUUAUGUUUCUCCAGGGCAAAUUUGACGACCCGAAGCUUCCGGGAGACACCGGGGAGUUCUACCGCCGGAAGUUGGCCGACCAGAUUCACGUGACGUUUGCGGUUGAAGGCGUGACGCAUGAUAACGUUUUAUCUGUGGUGGAAGCGGCCAUCGUGCUCGAGAGGGAGACCAGGCGCACACUCAGCACGAGUGCCUACAGCAGGGAGACCGCCCCUCCCGUCGACAUAGACGAAACUAUUUUGAACAUUCUCACGAGAAUCGCGGACGUUUUCUAGUGGUGCUUGAUUUUUGUUUGUUUACUUGAUUGAUGUGAAGUUUGCAGUUGGGUUAUGUAAGGGUGGUGAUUUACGCAAGCAUUUAUUAGCAUAUAUCCAUUGUUGUUAUUGUUUCUACAGAGUUUGUGGUUUUGUUUUUACUACGCAAUAAUAGUCUUCUAUUGACAUGGACAGAACGCAACAACUACCAUGAUAUAUCAAAUGGCCCGUGGGCCAUUCAUUUGUAACAUGUACGCAGUUCAUAACUAGCAAGUCCAAAGAGUGAUGGCAUUUUAUAAAAAUUAUAUUUUUCAUAUCGUUAAUAAAAUAAAUUGGUAAAUGUA
Molecule: messenger RNA, 902 nt
Organism: Mya arenaria
Lineage: Eukaryota; Metazoa; Mollusca; Bivalvia; Myida; Myidae
Exons: 2
Coding region: 109-579 (156 amino acids)
Source: RefSeq, a predicted model, not a curated record